ACCAUACACAAAAAGCUAUGAAUUCCACAUCCUUUCCUUCUGCCACUCAAUCCCUCUUGAAUUCAUCCAAUACUUCUUCUCUUCCAUCACAAGUUUUAUUCAAAUUCAACACCACCCAUAUUUCCACCCGACCACGUAAUAUAACCCAAUUUACAACCCGCCCACGUAAGAUAACAACCAAAGUCUCCGCCUCGGCCGCCCCCUCUUUAAUAUCGGCUCCAGAGAAGGAGACAUUGUACGACUUGCUUGGUAUCUCGGAGAACGUUACCCUCUCCGAGAUCAAACACGCUUACAAAAAAAUGGCAUUAAAGUACCAUCCUGACGUGUCGCCCCCAGAUAGGGUGGAGGAGUACACUAUGAAGUUUAUUCGGGUACAGGAAGCCUAUGAGACCUUAUCCGACCCGGAAGCUAGGUUCAUGUACGAUAAUUGUAUGGCGAACGGCUUCGCCUUUUCAGGAAAAAGAGAAACCCGGUUUGACACAAGACCCGAUGAUAAGAAACGAUGGAAGGAGACUUGGGUCGGGCAAAUAUCGGAGCUCCAGAGGCGGAGCACCCGGAGCUCCAACAGAGGGAUGUCGUGGGCUGCCCGGAUCCGGAAGCAACGGAGCGAAUCAUGUGUUAAUGGGUCGGAUUCAGCUCAAUGAGCCCCUCUUUCACUCUUUUGCUAAUAUUGUAUAUAUUAUUUUUUUUAAAACUUGUUAGAUAUUUUAUUUUUGUUUAUUUUGCUAAUACUGUAUUUAUAUAUAUUAUUUAUUUUUUGAACUUG
Molecule: messenger RNA, 766 nt
Organism: Helianthus annuus (common sunflower)
Lineage: Eukaryota; Viridiplantae; Streptophyta; Magnoliopsida; Asterales; Asteraceae
Product: chaperone protein dnaJ 20, chloroplastic
Exons: 1
Coding region: 18-644 (208 amino acids)
Cellular component (GO): chloroplast
Source: RefSeq, a predicted model, not a curated record